Lodderomyces beijingensis is the source of this 984-nucleotide messenger RNA. Lineage: Eukaryota; Fungi; Ascomycota; Pichiomycetes; Serinales; Debaryomycetaceae. The record is from the annotation of a GenBank genome assembly.
AUGGCAGCAACAGCAGAGGUUAAAGCAUCCGCACCCGCGCCCAAGACGGCCAAGAGAGGAGCAGUUGACUUUGUCGCCGGUGGUGUCGCUGGGUUGUUUGAGGCGUUGUGCUGCCACCCCUUGGACACCAUCAAGGUUCGAAUGCAGUUGUACAAGAAAUCCGGCAAGAAGCCCCCGGGGUUCAUCCGUACCGGUAUGAACAUUGUCCAAAAGGAAGGAUUUCUUUCGCUUUAUAAAGGGUUGGGUGCAGUUGUCAUUGGUAUUGUGCCCAAAAUGGCCAUUAGGUUCUCGUCGUACGAGUUUUACAGAUCGUUCUUUUAUGACAAGGACGGUAAGAUCACCUCGGGGCAGACGUUUCUUGCUGGUGUUGGUGCCGGUAUAACCGAGUCGAUUAUGGUUGUCAACCCCAUGGAAGUGGUCAAGAUUAGAUUACAAGCGCAACACCACUCGAUGAAGGACCCCCUCGAUGUGCCCAAAUACAGAAAUGCUCCUCACGCUGCCUAUCUCAUUGUCAAAGAAGAAGGUUUCAAGACUCUCUAUCGUGGCGUCUCGUUAACUUGCGCUAGACAAGCUACCAACCAAGGUGUCAAUUUCACCGUUUACUCGAAGCUUAAGGAAUAUUUGCAAAAGAAGCAAAACACGGAAAUCUUGCCUGCUUGGCAAACAAGUGGUAUCGGGUUGAUCUCGGGUGCAUUGGGCCCCUUGUCGAAUGCUCCUUUGGACACCAUCAAGACAAGAUUGCAGAAGUCGAGCUAUGCUAGUAACGAGAGUGGUUGGGUGAGAAUUUUGAAGAUCGGGAAACAGUUGAUCAAGGAAGAAGGUGUCAAUGCCUUGUACAAGGGUAUCACGCCAAGAAUCAUGAGAGUUGCUCCCGGUCAAGCUGUCACCUUUACCGUUUACGAAUACGUGAAGGACUUGUUGACCAAGGAUACUAGCGGUGGCACUUCCUUGAGUGGUAACUCGGAUAAAAAGAAGUUGAACUAA